Messenger RNA from Mytilus californianus (California mussel), 3243 nucleotides. RefSeq names its product membrane-associated guanylate kinase, WW and PDZ domain-containing protein 1-like. The record is from RefSeq and is a predicted model, not a curated record. Bases 129 to 2228 code for a protein of 699 amino acids. Lineage: Eukaryota; Metazoa; Mollusca; Bivalvia; Mytilida; Mytilidae. The transcript is spliced from 8 exons. Gene Ontology annotation, molecular function: protein binding.
UUGGUGCAACGAAGACAACACUAGUGUGAUAACUGAAAUUUAAGAAGUCUGGAAACAAAACACAGUCUACACUUCCUCGUGAUUAACGCUCCAUAGAAAUAACUUACCGCCAGAAAAACUGCUAUAAUAUGCACAAUUCCGAUUUGUAUGGAGAACCAAUAGAGUUAACAUAUGGCAAACACACUAUUAAGUACCACAACUACAGAAAAGAUCAAAUGAAUACAACAUCUGACAAAUGUCACGAAAGACCGAAUUCGCUUUCAUAUUCCAAUCUAGAACAGGAUACUGUAAAAAAUCGUAAAAGUGAUAGUUUUCGACAGGAAAAAAGAAAGAUAAAAUGCCACAAAAAGGAUCAAAGAAUGCAUUCUUUAAAGGUUACUCGUGAUUUAAAGCCUAAGGACAAUGCUUUUAAAUGCGACAGAAUCACCAGAGUGUCACCUUCUAUUGAGUUAAGACAUGAAAACAGUAAAUUAAACAAGUAUGCUGCUAAUGAAUUUAUGGUUACUCUCGUAAAAAAAGAUGAUGGAUUUGGAUUUGCAUUUGAUGGAGGAAUUCCUGGACAACUAGAGAUAAAAGUUACAUGUCUUGUACCUGGAGGUAUAGCAGAUUUAAAUGGGCAGAUUAAAAUUGGAGAUUGUAUAACAACUGUUGACGGCCAUAAUGUAAUUGGGAAAACGCACUGUAAUGUAUUCGAAUACCUGCAAAGGGAAACAAAUAAGGUUGUGACCUUUGGUAUCAAAAGAAUCAUUCAUAACGAUAAGCUGAGUACCACUUGCUCUCUGAUGCAUCAUUUAGUUUUGUAUCAGGGAUCAACAGAAUUCAGGGACGAAAAGCAACCUGCUAACUACCAUAACAGGAAAGUACACCGGUCUGGUGUCCAAGACUUUAAUGUUACUCUUUGUAACAAUGAUGAUGGAUUUGGAUUUGGUUUUAAUGGGGGAUUUCUUGAUCAACCAGAGAUAUUAAUAACUCACAUUAAACCUGGAAGUAAAGCAGAUUUGAGUGGGCAGAUGCAAAUUGGAGAUUGCAUAAUCAGUAUUAACGACCACAGUCUGAUGGGGAAAUCACAUCAGUACGUAUUUCGUUACCUGGAGGAAAGAGAAGGAAAUACGACCACAUUCGGUAUCAGAAGAAUAGUUCAUAACGUGAGCAAAAGUUCACAGCCAGCGUUGAAACUAUGCAAGCAGGAAUUGUCAUUUACAUCCUGUAACAAUAUAUUCCUUGGUGGAUCUCAUGACCAUUCAAGCAUCAGUCAAAGCGAUAGCUUGAUUUUAAACAAUCUAACUGAAACAACAAAGAGUACAUUGAUACAACACUGUGAUAAAAAAACAUUUUAUCAAACAACUGGAUUUCAUGUUGCUUUAAGGAAACUUAUUUCAUAUCGGAAAGUUAUUCUCACAGGUGGGCAUGGAUGUGGAAAAACGUCAUUAGGAAUUGAGCUUCUAAACUAUUUUUCAAAAACUGAAACAGAAAUGUUCACUAGAAAAAGUCCUUUUAUUAUUCGAAUCCCGAAUCAUUGGCAUGUAGUAGUUGAGCCUGGUCAAAAUGUAAUAAUUUUACUUGAUGACAUUUUUGGAAAAGUAAGAUUAGAUGAAAAUUCCUUAAGAAAGUGGAGUUGCAUCUUUCCGGAUAUGCAGACCUGUAUAAAUGACAGUAGAAUGUGUGUUUUUGUUAUAAUAACUGUUCGCGAUAAUAUUUUGUCUAAUAUUUCAGAAAGGAUUCAACGAAUGGAAUUAUUUCAAAAUGCUAACAAUUGUACAGUCAAUUUAAAUAUAGAAUCAAGUUUAUCGAUAGACGACAAACGUGAAAUAUUGAUAAGACAUUUUCAGUUUCCUAGAAGUCGUCAAAUAUUUGUGCUAUGCGUUAACCAUGAGAUGUGUCCUGAUGAAAAGAAUUCAAUCCACAUCAAUCCUGGGGAAAUCGAAAAUAUUAUAUCCAUACCUAAGUUGUUCGCAUAUCCUUUAUGCUGCUAUAACUAUGUCAACAACGAGACUUAUUUGCAGAGAGGACCUAGAUUUUUCAGACAACCAUAUGAGAUAAUGUAUAAUGACAUUAAACAUAUUUGCGAAGACGAUAAACUUGCUUAUUUUCUCUUUUGUUUGAUUUUAUUAUCAAAAUCAAAUGAAUUUCUAAGAAAGAAUACUGCAGACAAUUACUUUGGAUUAAACUUCAAACUAUAUAGCACUUUACUUGAAAUAUGUAAUAAACCUGGCUGUGACAGCAGUUAAACUAUUCAGUUAGAACAAAAAAUCAAUAUCUUCUCAGACAUAUACGUACAGGUCUUGAAUAAUGGAUCUGUUGUAAGACUGUCAAACCAGACAACACUUGAAACAAUAAUUCGCAUACUUAGUCACCAACAUUUGGACUUAUUAAUUAACAACUUAGAUUUGGAACUUUUGAAUAGUGUCCUUACUCUGAAUAUCAAUGACAGCGAAAAUCAGAAGAUACACAUUCCUACGCAAUUUUAUGAAUCUGUUAUUGACAGAUUUAUUUAUGAAAUUUUAAAUGGAGAACAAAUGCAUGUAGCCAGAAGUAAUACAUUUAAUCAUCAGCAAUUUGUUGAAGCGUUUGUGAAUUCUAUGACCAACAAAACAUAUGGACUUUGUUUUACUAAGAAUAAAGACAACAAAAGCUUAUUGGAGCAUGCAAUCAAAACCGAUCCUCCACGUUAUGCGCUGAUAACCGAAAUUCUAUCUCGCGACCAACCAUUGAAAGAAACUCAAGACCAAUGCUUCAAUGAAAUAAUCUAUAAAGGUUUUUGUUAUGCGUGUAGGAAAAGUGAUAUUCGACUAUUUCAUGAAUUUAGCAAUUAUGUAAAAAAUCUUCCAGAUCAGUUUUUACUAGAUGGUGCAAUUCAUUUUUCCGAUACAAUAUUUAACUUGCUUUUAAGAUCGCCAAUGUGGACAUCUGACAUAAAAAGAUCCGCUCUUGUCUUUAGAAAAAAAGAUGACACAACAUAAGAGGAGACUAAGCUUGUUUAUUUUAUUGUGAUGAACAAACACAAUACUACAACUGAAUUUCAAGUUAAUGAUGUAUAAGUUAUAUCAUUAACAAAAUGAUUCGCCUACAAAUGGCGUUUAAAAGAUGAAAUUGUUUCCGCUGAAAAACACCAUACAGUUAAAUUUUAUUUGAAGGAAUAAGUUACAAAGAGGUGUGUUAAGGCGUAACGAUUUAUAUAACAGAAAAGAGAUACAUUUACACUGAAUUACACUUUUAUCCGUUUACGUCUCCAAUAAAAUCAUU